UAACGUCAACAAUGUAACGACAUAAAUUCAAAAAAGUUGAACUCCACGCAUUUUUUAGCGCAAGUUUUAGAAAAAGAAUCUCCAGAUUUGAUAACUUUUUAGUGUUAUAGUUUUUCGUUAUCUGUUGGAAUAAGCUGUGGAAAUUAUCUAGUCCGUCGAGAUGCCCAGCGAAAUCAUCACUUUACAGCUGGGCCAGUGCGGUAACCAGAUUGGGUUCGAGUUCUGGAAGCGGCUUUGUUUGGAGCACGGCAUCUCCCCGUCGGGUGUGUUGCAAGAUUUCGCCACAGAUGGCAUCGAUCGAAAGGACGUGUUUUUCUACCAAGCGGAUGACGAUCAUUACAUUCCCCGGGCGGUGCUGCUGGAUCUGGAACCAAGGGUUAUCCAUACCAUCAUGUCAUCACCGUAUGCUAAGCUAUAUAAUCCGGAGAACGUAUAUUUAUCAAAGGAUGGAGGUGGUGCCGGAAACAAUUGGGCAUCCGGAUUCAGUCAGGGCGAGAAAUUGCACGAAGAAGUGUUUGAUAUCAUCGAUCGGGAGGCCGAUGGAAGUGAUAGUUUGGAAGGAUUUGUGCUGUGCCACUCAAUUGCUGGCGGGACAGGUUCCGGUAUGGGUUCGUAUAUCAUGGAACGCCUGUCGGAUCAUUUCCCAAAAAAGUUGGUACAGACGUACAGUGUUUUCCCCAACCAAGAUGAGAUUAGUGAUGUGGUCGUUCAACCCUACAACAGCCUGUUGACUUUGAAACGACUUACGAGUUGCGCUGAUUGCGUAGUCGUGCUGGACAAUACUGCUCUGAAUAGAAUUGCAACUGAUCGGCUGCACCUGGAGAACCCGAGCUUUACUCAAAUCAAUACUCUGGUGUCAACGAUUAUGUCAGUAAGCACAACAACUCUCCGGUAUCCUUCCUACAUGAACAACAAUUUGAUCGAACUGAUUGCUCCACUGAUUCCUACAUCACAGCUGCACUUCCUCAUGACGGGGUACACUCCUCUUGCCACCGAUACGGACACUGUCAGCGUACAGAAAACCACCGUUCUUGAUGUGAUGCGACGCUUACUUCAGCCAAAGAAUAUGAUGGUCUCCACCGGGCCGGAUAAGACCAAUCACCACCGUUACAUAUCGAUCCUAAACAUCAUUCAGGGGGAGGUGAACCCAACUCAGGUGCACAAAUCGAUUCAACGUAUUCGAGAGCGCAAGCUGGCACAGUUUAUCAACUGGGGACCCGCCAGCAUCCAGGUGGCCCUCUCCCGGAGCAGUCCUUACGUGCAGAGCACCCAUCGGGUGUCCGGCCUGAUGCUUGCCAAUCACACCAGCAUCUGUUCGCUGUUCGAACGGGCACUCAAUCAGUAUGACAAACUCUGCAAACGAGGCGCUUUCCUGGAUCAGUUCAAACGUGAGGACAAAUUCAAAGACGAUCUCAGCGAAUUCGAUGAAAGCCGAGACGUGGUAGAUGCGCUCGUACAAGAGUAUGAAGCUGCCACUCAAGCGAAUUAUCUCAGCUGGCAUGCGAAGAAGGCUACAGGCGAGUAAAUCGCAUCGCUGGCAGUUUUGAGCCUCUUUAAUCGUUGCCCACAGUUGCUUCUGUCUCACAAGGCAAACUACUGAAGCACUCUCUCCUGUUACGCUUAACAAAGAAACAGAAAAGGCGAGCGGUUCUGCCUUUGAUGUUUAAUCCUACUCAUUACUGCUACAAGCAAGCGCACUAAAAUAAAUCUUCCCCUCCCCAAGCAAAGCCGUAUGGGAAUCUCCAGUGAAUCGUCAGACCAUCGUCACUUUUUUUUAUGCAUUACCUUCUUGUUGUAAAAUGUGAAGAUUGAAUGCAACAUUGAUAUUAAUGUGUUAAAAGUGGUGCGCACUUAGUUCUCGAAUAUCGAGAAUAUCCGUAAACAAAUAUGUAACUGUUAAACGAUGCACGUGCAUGUUAUCAAUAAAAUAAUAUUACGCCAUU
Messenger RNA from Armigeres subalbatus, 1943 nucleotides. It is a transcript of the gene gammaTub23C, whose product is annotated as tubulin gamma-1 chain. The transcript is spliced from 3 exons. Gene Ontology annotation, biological process: mitotic sister chromatid segregation; cytoplasmic microtubule organization; microtubule nucleation. The coding region runs from base 161 to 1525 and encodes 454 amino acids. Gene Ontology annotation, cellular component: centrosome; gamma-tubulin complex; microtubule. NCBI's taxonomy places the organism in Eukaryota, Metazoa, Arthropoda, Insecta, Diptera, Culicidae. Gene Ontology annotation, molecular function: structural constituent of cytoskeleton; GTP binding. The record is from RefSeq and is a predicted model, not a curated record.